GAUUGUAGGCAAUCUAAUCUUGAUCAUAUGCAAUUUUAUUUAUUUAUUUUUGGCAUUAGCUAGGUUGAUUAUGGUUAGAGGUAAAUUAUUUUGAUUACUUCUGACAGUGGAUAGUGUUUUGAUUUGGGGUGGAGAUUAAUAUUUUUCUUCUUGGUUGUUUGGAAAUUCAAGUAGUUCUUUCAUCUGAAUUCACUUUCUCGUUUCUUAAAUUUGACAAUUUGAGAAAAUUAAUGUUUGGGUUAAAUACAUUAAAGUGGGAGGCUGUGCAGUCCCAUAUAUUAAAUUUGACUGAUAAUGGGAAAUUGGGAAUGGUUAGCUUUGCUUACUCACCCUCUUCUAUUGUUUAGUAUUAUUUUGGCAUUGGCAUGUGAUGAUGACCUAAAACUUAUCUAUUGUCCCUUUAUAAUAAGGGAAGGUUAGACUCUGAGCAGCUUAUUUUAAUCUUCAAAGUCAAAUGAUUUUGUCAUUGCCCAAGCAAACUAGUAUUAAUUUGUAAGCAAAUCACUUAAAAUAGUUAUGUUUUAGAUCCAAAACAGGGGAAGAAAAAAAAAUCUCUGUUAGAACUUGAAAAGUUGCCUCUUGUUCAAAUUCCCAACAAGUUCUUCAAUCUUGAUUAACAUCUUCACUCAGCAUCUGUUUGUUCUUGACAUAUUGUAAUCUUCCUCUAUUGCUUUCUGCACUUUCAUGGCAAAGGAUCAACAAGUCACGGUCUUCGCAUUCCGCUAUUCCUGCUACAUCCUUCUUGUUCUUUCUGCCUUCUCAUCCAUCUCAUUCCUCUACUGGUCUCACUGCUCUGGACGCUGCUAUUCCAGUGUCCAAACAGCAGAGCAGAAACAAAAUCAACCCAUUAACCUCCUUUCCUUUCCUUCUGCUUGGAACCGUCUUUCCUUCCCUUUAGAACCACCUUCCAAUCUCCUCAAGAUUGCUCUCUUUGUCAAGAAAUGGCCUCACAGAUUUCAAGCAGGCGGGCUUGAGCGCCACGCCUUGACUCUCCACCUCACGCUAGCCAAACGAGGCCAUGAGCUCCACAUCUUCACCGCCUCUUCCCCAAACACCACCUUUCCCAAAUACCCAAUUAGCAAUUUACAUUUUCACCAGUCAAAACCAACAAAUGCUGGUUAUUUGGACCAAGCUAUAGCCUGGAGGCAAUUCCAAGCCCAGAACUCAACCGGCAAACCUUUUGAUGUGAUCCACACUGAAAGUGUAGGACUUUUGCAUACCAGGUCACGGGGUCUGCCUAAUCUAGCUGUUACCUGGCAUGGGAUUGCGUAUGAAGCGAUGCACACUGACAUCAUUCAGGAACUUCUGCGAACUCCUGAAGAGCAUCGGGCAUAUGCAUUGACCGAGAGAGCAACGAAGGUCGUUGAAGAGGUGAAAUUUUUUCAAAAUUACGCUCACCAUGUUGCUACCAGCAAUCAUGCUGGGGAUGUUCUGAAAAGGAUUUACAUGAUCCCAGAAGAACGAGUUCACAUCAUUCUCAAUGGUGUAGAUGAGGAGAUUUUCAAGCCAGAUGUAACCAAGGGUAAGGAUUUCAAGCAGAAAUUUGGGAUUCCACAAUCUAAGUCAUUGAUCUUUGGAAUGGCUGGAAGGUUGGUUAAAGAUAAAGGACACCCAUUAAUGUUUGAAGCUCUGAAGCAGAUUUUCACGGAAAAUUCUAGAUUUCGCGAGAGUGUCGUGGUCUUGGUUGCAGGGGAUGGUCCAUGGAGCACAAGAUACAAAGAUCUCGGGGCCAAUUUACUGGUUUUGGGGCCAUUGGAGCAGGCUCAACUGGCAGGGUUUUACAAUGCAAUAGAUGUUUUUGUGAACCCAACACUCAGAGCUCAGGGAUUGGAUCAUACUUUGUUAGAAGCAAUACUUACUGGUAAGCCAGUAAUGGCAACGAGGCUUGCCAGCAUUACAGGGUCCGUUAUUGUCGGCCCUGAGAUGGGUUAUACAUUUUCACCCACAAUAGAUUCACUGAAAAAGGUCCUUUAUCAGGUUUGGGAAGAUGGAAGAGGAAAUCUUGAGAUGAAAGGUCAGGCAUCUAGGGAGAGAGGCUUGAAGUUGUUCGCUGCCACCAAGAUGGCAACUGCCUAUGAAAGGUUGUUCCUUUGCAUUUCAUAUAAUGGGGAAAGCAGCUAUGACUAUUGUACAUACCACCCUCCAAAUGCCUAA
Messenger RNA from Camellia sinensis, 2154 nucleotides. RefSeq names its product UDP-Glycosyltransferase superfamily protein. The record is from RefSeq and is a predicted model, not a curated record. Lineage: Eukaryota; Viridiplantae; Streptophyta; Magnoliopsida; Ericales; Theaceae.